GUUUCGUGUCUUUCAUAGAGUCUUGACUUCUUGACGGACUGAUCAGUCAAUCUCCGAGUACUUCUAAUUACUUUAUCUGUCAAUCAUUAUCGUAAAAAAACAAACAAUCCAUGUCAUAACAAAACCUGUUUUUUAAAGCGACGCCGUUGUUUGAAGCGGCAUCAUAAGAAGUGAACUCGGGCAGCCUUUAGAGGAUUAGAAACAAGCAUGUCCCUGUCAACAAUUUUGCAGCUGAUUUUGGGUGCUUAUAUCUCUUUGAACCACUUUGGAGUGUCUGUAGGCACGUGUAUAGAUGAAGGAUUUUGCAACGAGAAGGAUGAUGGAAACUACAGCAAUCCAGAUACAUGUUUUGGAUACAUUGCGUGUUCUGGAGGCAUUGCUCAUGAAAUACCUUGCGCAGAAGGACUGAUGUUUAACGACGAUAAAAUAGUGUGUGACUAUCCAGAAAACACAAAGUGUGAGAUCCUGGGAGGAGUAAGAGACUCGCCAUCUUUUGGAAAUCUGCCUUGUGGUGCACGUCACAUGUCCCGGAUCGUCGGAGGUGAAGCAGCCAUUCCACACUCGUGGCCGUGGCAGGCAGAGCUUCAAAUAAAAAAGGAAGCUUCUGGAGCGUUUCAUUUCAAAUGUGGUGGAACAUUGAUUACACCUCAGUAUGUAGUAACAGCCGCCCACUGCGUUUUCGGUAUGCCUUUUCCGCAGUCAUACAAGAUCCGACUCGGAGUCCACGACCGCUCAGUAUCUGACCAAGUACAGACCAUCAGUGUCUCUGAGAUCCACAUCAACAGAAGAGCUAUGACAGAUGGAUAUGGCAACGACAUCGCUUUAAUAAAGCUCUCCCGACCGGCUAUGCUUAAUGCAAGAGUUGGUUUGGCUUGUAUGCCAAGUGGAAAAAAGACGGAUCGAGUGACCCCUGGAACAAUGUGUUAUAUAACAGGUUGGGGCAGUUCUUCUUUCGGGGGACAAAAGUCCCAAAUUCUUAAUCAAGCUAAGAUGCCCAUCGUUGACUACAAGACUUGCGCACAAGCUAACAAAGCUCUCGGAGAAGUGGUGGAUACGAUGAUGGUAUGCGCAGGUUAUGGUGGAGACAGUAAACUUAGCGGUUGUCAUGGAGACAGUGGUGGGCCUCUUGUUUGCCAGGACGAGACAGGACGCUGGACUCUACGUGGUACAGUCAGCUGGGGAGACCAUUACUGCAACGGAGGGCCGACUUACUCUGUCUUCGUACGGAUCAACAGCUACAUUGAUUGGAUAAAAUGCAAGAUGACGUCACAACCGUUACAGCCACCCCAGGGAUGUGUCGACACUCAUGAUUUUUGCGGUACCUGGAAUGGUUACAAUCUGUGUGAAAACCCCUACUUCCGCAACAUGCUGAAAACGUUCUAUUGCAAAAAGACCUGCAAUGCUUGCUAAAAAAGGAAGGAGCUGUCUCUUUUCAGAAACUUGCUGUUUGUAUUUCCUCUGUAAAUGAAGAAAGGAAACAUGCAAAAACUUUGUUUCUGCCAUGUUUCCGGUUUGUCUAUUUGUUUGUGCAUUUUAACUGAGCUGUGAAAUAAUAUGUCAAUAAAAUAAUGAGCAGGGAAAAUCAAUGGGUCUACCUAUAUUUACUGGCCCGCCUCUAUUCACUUAAAUCCUAACCUGCGAUCCAUGUAACGUUAUCGAAUUCAUUGCUUUAAUUAAAUAAAUCUGUCGAAUUCAACCUAACAGACAGAAUGGUAUAAAUAACUCAUCCAAAGUUUGAUGACAUUAGAAUUUGGCAAAGAAAGGCUUUUGAUGGCUCAGUGUGUACUGACGACGAAUCUGUCAUUUGUGCCCCAC
This is a messenger RNA of Orbicella faveolata, 1815 nucleotides long. RefSeq names its product chymotrypsin-like elastase family member 3B. Lineage: Eukaryota; Metazoa; Cnidaria; Anthozoa; Scleractinia; Merulinidae. The record is from RefSeq and is a predicted model, not a curated record. Gene Ontology annotation, molecular function: serine-type endopeptidase activity; chitin binding. Gene Ontology annotation, biological process: proteolysis. Gene Ontology annotation, cellular component: extracellular region.